GAUCUGCAUCCAUCAAAAGACAUGUGGUUUUCAAUCAGGGUGCCUACAGCUGUUGCAGAUUGAUCUCUCUCCCAUCAAACAACCCCUCCACCCAUUGAAGCAGACAGGCUCCCUGUCAUCAGGUGACUAGUGGUGUCAGGUCUCGGCCGCAUUACAACCUGGGAAAAAUCUGAGACAACAGUCAUUUUGUAUGCUGUUAAAAAAUAAAUAUUGGAGUGAAAAUCACAGAAGAAUUGUGAAAAAACCCACAGGAUUUAGGUUGUCUUUCGGGUAUAACAAGCAACAUAUGCUAUGAUGCCCUCACGCAGCAAUGUUUCCGCUCUGCCAAACAGCAAAGUGAAGUACUCUAAGCUUUCUGAUACAGAUGACGGAUAUAUCGAUCUUCAGUUCAAGAGGAGCCCUCCCAAAAUCCCAUACAAAGCCAUUGCUUUGGCCAGUGUCCUGUUCUUGAUUGGUACUUUGUUGAUUGUAAUUGGUUCCCUCCUGCUUACUGGGCACAUUGGCAAUGGGAGCAAUGAACGCGCCAUACCUGUGCUGAUCAUCGGGGUCCUGGUUUUCCUGCCCGGCUUUUAUCACCUCCGCAUCGCGUAUUAUGCAUCUAAAGGUUACAGAGGUUACUCCUACGAUGACAUCCCAGACUUUGAUGACUGAACCACCGUGUGCGGACAUUAAGACAGCACAAAGGAUACUGCUCUACUUGGGCACUACCUGUAGGACAAGCUAAAGAAGACCGGCAGGCCAAUGUAUAUACAACACAAAUUCAGUAUAGGCUGACAGUGGUGACAUUUCUGUAGCCUGUUUCUUCCUAAUAGUGUACUGAAACCCUUGUCUUCUUGUCAGGUGAUGGAACUUGUAGCUGGGAUAAGAAAUGGCAGGGAUUAUUUUCUUUGCAAAUUAUGAAGUCAUAUGGACAAUAAUUGGAAAUGAUAGAAAAUUGGAAAUAAUAGAAACGAUAUAUGAUCUCAAGAUGUCAUUGAGCUUAUGUAAGGCAAGUACAUUAGUCCUAGUAAUAUCUGUACAAAAACAUUCAGCUGCACCUGGAAGACAUAGAGUAGCCAAGAUUUUUUUUCUAAGCUGAAUGGAUAGUAUUGACUGGAUACUUUGUAAGGAUGCUUCAUGGUCUACACACACGUACAGUAUUCUGUGCAUAUUUGAUGUGCAGGGUUUCGAGCUGCAGAUCUGAAGCUGUGUUCAGUCAUUUAGUUUAUAUUGUAAUCUGCAGCAUCAAAUCUGCAGCUUCAAAUAUGUGCAGGAGACUGUAUGUGUGAAUAUACGGGUAGGGUUCUGGCAGCACAUCCGCAGCAUAUUUCAUGCUGCAGAUGCGUCAACAGCAGUCACAAGAGCAAGCUCCCUGUUGCAGCUGGGUAGCUCUGUGUGUCCGCUCGUACGAGCAGACACACAGAGCUACCCAGCCGCAACAGGGAGCUGGCUCUUGUGACUGUCAUCGGUGAAAUAUGCUGUGCUCCGUGUGAACUUGCCCUAAAGGAAUAUUGUCAGAUUCUCCUUAAAAGGUGUAUACCAGUGGUCUCUUAACUGUGGACCUCUGGAUCUUUGCAAAACUACAACUCCCAGCAUUCCCGCACAGCUGAAGAUCCAAUUUGGAAACCAUUGAUCUAUUCACAUUGUUCUUUAUCAUGUAGAUAGAUUAAAGAUGUUUAACACGUAUAAAGUACAAGGAGUUACUUUUUCACUUAUUUAUCCCAAGGUUAAAGGGGUAUUCCUAUCAGGACACUUAUGGCAUAUCCACAGGAUAUUCUAUAAAUGUCUGAUAGAUGCAGGUUCUAGCUCGAGAUUAAAAGCCCAAUGGACCCUUUGGCCUACUUUUGGUUGCCAGAGAUGGUUGGGAAUCCAAAAGCAGCACAGCGCGCUCAUUUAUUCGAUUUGUGUAACUCCAAAAGAGGUUAAUGGCAUAAGGUAUAUCACCAUGAGCUAUAUUGUUUCCAUAAGUCAAUGGGAGUUACAUAAUUUACAACAAAAAUAGCUGGCUUGGCUGUUUCAGUUCCCUGACCGCCUCUGGUGGCCCUAAGCAAGCUGGAAGUGUCCGGGGGCCAUCUAUCUUGAGUUGAGUACAGGUCCCAGAUGUAGGACCCACAUAUAGCAGAGAUUUAUGGCAGAUGCUGUGUACAGUAUAUGCCAUAAAUGUGCACUAUUCUUAUAAGAAACAGUAGAAAAGCUGUAUCAACAAAACUGCAAAAGCAUUGACAAGCCAAUCGCGUUCCUCUGGUUGCUAGGGGUAAGUUCUUUUACUAUUUAUGCACACUAGUUUUGAAAAAUGUUCCCAAAUAUGCUGUACUCUUUAAUUUUUAUAUUUUUAAAUUUUUUUUUUUUUGUUCAAAUAAAUGCUA
Hyla sarda is the source of this 2345-nucleotide messenger RNA. RefSeq names its product transmembrane protein 230 (gene TMEM230). The coding region runs from base 292 to 651 and encodes 119 amino acids. The transcript is spliced from 4 exons. NCBI's taxonomy places the organism in Eukaryota, Metazoa, Chordata, Amphibia, Anura, Hylidae. Gene Ontology annotation, cellular component: synaptic vesicle; endomembrane system. Gene Ontology annotation, biological process: synaptic vesicle transport. The record is from RefSeq and is a predicted model, not a curated record.